CGAAUUUUCAGCGAAGAAGGAAGCAGCACUCUGUCUGUCAAAAAGGAAAAGAUCACAAAUUUUGGGCCCUUUUGCCUAUUCCGUUCCACCGAAACAAAGUGCCCUUUUUACGCGCUGUGUACUCUCCGGAAGCGAGCUAAACGAAUGUGCACCAAAAGUUUGUCGUGCAUCCUGUGCGGACAGCCCAAUUUUCCCAGCAUCGAUGCAUUGCGCGUUAGUUUGCUGAAAGUGACGGCCCGUCCCUUGAAGUGUCCGAUCUGUGGUGACGAGCUGCUCGGUUUGGACAAGCUGACGAUCCACCUGUUCGGCCAUUCGUUGCUCGAGGACCAGCAGGCGGAGCGCACACCAGCGACGGAGCAGGCGACGAACGAUGGCACCGGCAGCAGUCAGUCCAGCACCACCACCUUUGCCUCGAGCUCGUUCAAAACGUUGCGCAAAGUUCGUAAAAAGGCAGCGCACGAAACGGAAGUGAAGCACCGGAACGGCGGUGACAGCGGUCGAGCGGCGGGUGGCAAAAUGUCGCCCGCGCUUGAAAAUAGCCAAGCUGCUGCUGGUUGUUCCACGAACGCGAACCACUGUUCCGAGUGUGACGUGGUGUUUCGUAACUCGGCCCUGCUCAAGAUGCAUCGGGAGGUGUUCCACGACAGCAGCAACAUUGCCCCGGUGACACCGACCCGGGACGGUGUGUUCGAUAAACGAUUCCACUGCCACAUCUGCCCGAAGGAGUUCAAGAUGAAGGGUUCGCUGAAGAUACACAUGCGAGUGGUACACGAGGCUGGUUCGAAGAAGAUUUGCUUGGACGCUGACAGUGCAACUACCUCGCGUGCGAUCGAAUCUAGUAGCCACAUGGCAACGAACGCGUCGGGUGUGGGCAACAGUGGUGAAUGUACCCCCGCAAAUGGACCCACUAUGGUGCCCAUGCAAAUGCUCUUCCAGUCGCAACUGUCUCCCGCAACGGCCGAAGCAAACUCCGUGCCAGCGUCUUCCGAAACGCACAUUAUACAAAUCAUUGAUCCUCGGCAACUCGCACAGGUGGUGUAUCUGCCACCGAACUCCGACACCCAGCAGAUUAGUCUUCCUUCGACCGCUGGAGUAGCGCAGCAAGCCAGGGAUAGCUUUUCACUGCCCUCGUCUCCACAGCAACCGCACCAGCAACAGCAGCACGGACAGCAAGGACACGACAAUGCAAAGCAAUGGGAAUGCGAGGUGUGCCGCAAAUCCUUCACGACCAAGUAUUUCCUCAAGAAACACAACCGACUUCAUACGGGUGAGAUGCCUUAUACCUGUGGAAUCUGCCACAAAUCGUUCACGUUUCAGCAGUCCUACCACAAGCAUCUGCUUUACCACAGCGACGAGAAGCCGCACGUGUGUUCGGUUUGCAACCGUGCGUUCAAAGAGCUGUCCACGCUGCACAACCACCAGCGGAUACAUUCUGGCGAAAAGCCGUUUGCCUGCGAAACGUGUGGGAAGUGUUUCCGGCAGCGCGUGUCCUAUCUGGUUCACCGGCGGAUACACACCGGACUAAUGCCGUACAAAUGUUCCGGUUGUGAGAAAAGUUUUCGCUACAAAGUGUCCCAACGUACCCACAAGUGUCCAGCGAGUCCACCCGGGACGGUGGUACGGAAAACGGGUGAUCUGUUACAGAAGCUACUGCAGUCUUCCUCAAUCAUCCCGGAAGGAUCCGUUUCUGAUACAAUGCAGCCAAAGGAACCAACGUUCAUGGAGGGAUCGCUUUGCAACAUCGCUGCCGAGCCCAACGAGGAGGAGGACAAACAAACGACGGCAGACUACGUGAACCGUACGCUGGACGAGCUGGUAAAGGGGACGUACGAUAAGCUGGAUAUCAGUAGCGCAUCCUCGCCUUCCUUGCUGUACGAUGCGCAGUUGCAACCGCAGCCCACACUGUACGGUGACGCUGGUAUGGCUAAUCAGCUGCGGUCACUAUCGGACCAAACGGAACCACCGCAGUCCUCCUCUGCUGGCAGUGAGACGAACUUCCCUCGCAUCGAAAGCCUGUGUCUGCUUUCGCCGAGCGCCUUCGAUGGUGGUCAACUGGAAGAUUUGGAAGGGCUUAAGCUUGAUAAUGCAUGGUGAUUACGGAAGCAACGUCGUUAAAACAAUUAUCGUCAAACAAAAUCAACUUUUUUUUGUGCUAGUUGCUAGUCUCAUCGAAAGAGAGGUAUAUUUGUGGCAUAUUUGUAAGCGGCACCCACCUUUAAUGCGCAGUACUAUAAGUUUACGACAGAGAAUAUACAUUAUUGAAAUGAAAAGCCCAAAA
Anopheles gambiae (African malaria mosquito) is the source of this 2278-nucleotide messenger RNA. Its product is annotated as zinc finger protein 135. The transcript is spliced from 3 exons. Gene Ontology annotation, molecular function: RNA polymerase II cis-regulatory region sequence-specific DNA binding; DNA-binding transcription factor activity, RNA polymerase II-specific. Gene Ontology annotation, cellular component: nucleus. NCBI's taxonomy places the organism in Eukaryota, Metazoa, Arthropoda, Insecta, Diptera, Culicidae. Gene Ontology annotation, biological process: regulation of transcription by RNA polymerase II. The coding region runs from base 145 to 2094 and encodes 649 amino acids. The record is from RefSeq and is a predicted model, not a curated record.